This is a messenger RNA of Drosophila hydei, 2262 nucleotides long. It is a transcript of the gene Pits, whose product is annotated as probable E3 ubiquitin-protein ligase IRF2BPL. Gene Ontology annotation, biological process: regulation of transcription by RNA polymerase II. The record is from RefSeq and is a predicted model, not a curated record. Lineage: Eukaryota; Metazoa; Arthropoda; Insecta; Diptera; Drosophilidae. The coding region runs from base 372 to 2123 and encodes 583 amino acids. The transcript has 4 exons. Gene Ontology annotation, molecular function: transcription corepressor activity. Gene Ontology annotation, cellular component: nucleus.
AAAAACAACAACAACAACAAACUCAACAGCAGCAGCAAGCGGCGCCAUUGUUAAACAAUUAUCGAUAUUUGUUAUCGGCGCACAAUUAAUCAAACGCUUAACAGAAAACCAAUUCUCGUUUCUUCUACUCCGUGUGUAUGUGCAUGUGUGUACGUGUGCGUGUUUGUGUUUUUGUGCAUGUGUGCGCGCAGCGACGCUGACGCCAAAAAGUGGGUCGAGUUGCGCGCGUAAAUUUGGGUCGCAGCAGCCGCAGUCGACGUCGUCGUCGCCGCCGCAGCAGUGCAUUCCAUUCGACUUCCAGUUGAACUACUACAAAUACAAAUAUACAAUAUACAAAUAUAAAUACAAUCACCCCCACCCACCCCAACAACAUGUCGCUGCAAACAAAAAGGCAACAUUGCUACCUUUGCGAUCUACCCCGCAUGCCAUGGGCCAUGAUCAAUGAUUUCUCUGAGGCCGUGUGCCGCGGCUGCGUCAACUAUGAGGGCGCCGAUCGCAUCGAGGUGGUGCUCGAUGCGGCCAGGCAGAUGAAGCGCUUGCACCCCAGCAGCAAGCGAGCACAUGAGAACGGCGAAGUUGUCGUGCUGCAGCAGCAGCAGAGUCUGCAACAACAGCAGCUGAGCGGCGGUCCACAGCAUCGUGGCGCACCGAGCACAUCGACAGCUGGCGGUCCAGGGCCGUUAUCGCUAUCACAUCAUCAUGCUGUUGCGGCCGCUUAUCAAAUGCCGCGCAUUGGUCCACCGCCGCCGCCACCGCAGCAGCAGCAGAGUAGCGGCGUUAUGGAUUUUCCCGUUAAAUUGGAAUCGGCACCGGAUGUGCGACCGGUGCGCAUCUCACAUAUGACGCCCCACCAUAUGCCGCCCACAGCCGGACAGCGUGCCGGACCUGGACCUGGUCCCGUUACACAGCAACAGCAGCCACCCGUUGGCAGCGGCUCAGCUCUGCUGCCUGCCCUCUCUGCUAACUUGAAGCGUCCGCCCUCCGAGGAUGUGGACAUCGAAUCGCAACAGCAAUCGCACGGCCCAUCGCAUGUUGGCGUCGGCGUCAGCGUUGCCGAUCUCGCUGCCGGCAGCAGCAGCGUCGGCGUCGGCCCAUCCAGCGUUAAGCGCAGUGCGCUCGACGAUCCAAACGGCGUGCGGCCGCCCUUGACACGAGGCGAAUCGCUGCCAGCGGUCAGCUACGUGCCCGAGCGGCAGCACAACUUGCGAGACAAGCAGCAGCCGGUGCGGGCGCCCAGCUUCGAUGCGUCGACCUUCAAGGCAGCCGAACACUUGUCUCCAGCCAGUCGGCGCAACGGAUCGAGCCCGCCAUCGGGGCCAAUGCCUCCGCGCAGUGUCCACUCGCCGAAUAGCUCGGGCUCUUCGUCGGGUCGACGCUCGUCUGGUUCUCGCCAUGUAUCCAGCACAACGGUCACAAGCAGCGAAGUUGGCGGCUCGAAUUCAGUGCAAGCGGCCGCCGUUGCUGCCGGUUUGGGCGCUGGUAAUGGCGCUGGUGGAGUCGCCGGCUCGCUCGGCGGACCAGGCGGACCGAGCAAUUCACAGCUGAGCAGUUGCAGCAGCGCUGGCGGCGGCGCUGCAUCUGGCAAUGGUAAUACUGGACCCUCAUCACUGCCCCCCAAUCCGAAUGCUGUUGCGGGCGAUGGCAGCGGCGCCGGCGGCGGUGCCAUUGGUCCGAGUGGCAGCAAUGGUAGCGGCUCAGUCAACGCUGGCCCGGGCAGCAGUGGCAGUCAAGGUACGCCGGGCAUGAGCAGCAGCAGCAGCAGCGGUAGCAGUGGCAGUGCAGCUGGAAUUAGCGGUGCGCCCGGCAGCAGUGCAGCGCCAAAUUCAGCAGCUGCAGCAGCAGCGGCUGCGGCACAGAAUGCCACACUGAAGUGCACGCUAUGCCAGGAGCGACUGGAGGAUACGCACUUUGUCCAAUGCCCAUCGGUGAACAUACACAAGUUCUGCUUCCCCUGCAGUCGCGAAAGCAUCAAGCGACAAAAUGGUUUGGGCAAUGAGGUGUAUUGCCCCAGUGGUGAACGUUGUCCGCUGGCCAAUUCCACCAUACCGUGGGCCUUCAUGCAGGGUGAAAUUACCACAAUAUUGGGCGAGGAGGUCAAGGUGAAGAAGGAGCGCGAAUCUUAAUGUCCAUUUUAUUGUAAAAAGCUGCGCAGAGCUUUGGAGCACUUUUGAGCCAGCCAGUGACCAUCGAACAGGGAGAGAGAUAGCGGAAGGGGGAAUUUUAAUAUUGUUCGGCGAUCACCGGCUGCACAACUCUCUUGAC